This is a messenger RNA of Liolophura sinensis, 6048 nucleotides long. Its product is annotated as EF-hand calcium-binding domain-containing protein 4B-like. Gene Ontology annotation, molecular function: GTPase activity; GTP binding; calcium ion binding. The coding region runs from base 256 to 2739 and encodes 827 amino acids. The record is from RefSeq and is a predicted model, not a curated record. NCBI's taxonomy places the organism in Eukaryota, Metazoa, Mollusca, Polyplacophora, Chitonida, Chitonidae. The transcript has 21 exons.
AGUCAGGGGCGGCAAACAGGUGGCUGUUGAAGUUGACAAACUUUCUCUCUCCACUCUCCCAUUCAUCAUAUCUGGAAACGAACAGAAGGACACUGCAGACCUGCCAAUGACUGCUAACCUGUGCUCUGAAGUUUACACCUGUAAUUAAUGCAGUCCACACAUCUGAGAAAUGUACCCUCCAGUCUUAUGACACCAUGUCAUAGCUGCUAACUACAUCAUACUGAGAACAAAGGAGCGCUCUACCAGUGUGUGAGAAUGGCUAUGUACGAGGUGCAGUACGGCGAUGCGGAGCCGACCGCUGAGGACAUCCAGGACAUGAUGGUCCAGAAAGCCCACGAACUGUUUAGCGUCUGCGACACAGAGAAGAAGGGCUUCAUCACAAAGCGGGACAUGCAGCGUCUGCAGCAGGAACUCCCCCUACAGCCCGAACAGUUGGAGGCAGUGUUCGAUGCCCUGGACGAUGACAAAAAUGGCUACCUCACUUUAGAAGAGUUCACAGAAGGAUUUGGGAGUUUCCUGGGCUUGUCCACAUCAGAAGUGGCCACAUCUAUGGAGAGUGGGGGGAGUGCAGAGAGGAUUUACGAGGGUGACGAUGUGGAUGAUGUGGAAGAGGAGCUACACUUUAAGGAGAUGAUGUCAAACACUGGUGCUAAGGAUCUUUUUGAUGAUGAGAACACGAUAAAGGGGAUGUGGGCCAGACUAAGGAAGGAUGAACCAGAGCUGAUGUCAAACUUUGAGAUUUUCUUGAGCCGAGUGUCCAGGGAAAUAAAACAGUCACAAGCAGAUUUCAGCACGCUAGAAUCCGCUUUAAGAAGCAAGAGCACAGCGCACGACGAGGAAGUUCAGAAACUGUACGAGGAAAUGGAGUCGCAGAUCAAACAGGAAAAGGAAAAGAUUCUGUUGGAGGAGAAAGCCAAGGAGAAGCAGCUUCGGGAUGAGAUGGAGCGGGAACUGCGUGAGAAGGACCAGCAGCUUCAGGAGUUACUCCGUGGACACCAAGUCAUGGAGCGACAAAUGUCAGACCUGAAUGUCGUCGAGGUGGAAACAAAACAGGAAAACGAUCGACUCCUCAGGGAGAAGGAGGAGCUGGAGGAGAAGUUGAUGGUGUCACAGAGAAACCUUGAGGAGUCCCGCAUGUACAUAAACCAGCUGCGACAACAACAGCGAGAGGAGAAGCGUGAAAGAGCCAAAGCUGCUAUAAACAUGACUGAGGGAAUAGCUAUGGAGAGAGAGAGUUUGGUGAAGCAACUGGAUGUACUAAGAGAUAUGAACAAAAAGUUACGAGAUGACAAAGACAUAGCGGAGGCUUCUCAGAUGCAUAAUUUGACCCAAAGCCAUUAUUACCACCCUAAUAAGGCCAUGGAACCAGCCCCCGAUCUAGGGGAUCUGCCAAACGACGCAGCCUCAGAGAAGAGCUCGCAUUCAGGGGCCACAACCCCAGGCAGAGGGCUAAGCAAAGGCUCAAGAAAGAAGGAACUUAUCAAGCAGGGUUCAGUACUCAGUAACUAUUUUAACAGUGGAUCUGCCAGACAGUCCCUGGAUUCCAAACAUUCGCCAUUUGAAGAGGAAGUAGACGGUGCUGAUGAAGAAGUGCGAGCAUUAAUGGAUAGAUCUGACCCCAUAUUGACGGGGUCACGUGAUUAUGAUUUUGAUGAUGACGAAGACUUUGAUAUUGAAUGUGACGAUGAUCUAAUACAGGAAAACCUAUCAGGUCAAGGGAGUUUUCACAGCAGUUUCUUACCAUCAAAUGAUGGGAAUUUAUCACUUCAAAAUGUGGAGGCUCUUGAAGUUGAUCCGCCUGAAUCCGGCAUCUUAUCUCGACUUAAUGGAGAAAAGAGACGGCAAAGUCGGGGUAACCGUGGUAGAACAGGGCAGGUGAAUGGUGAGGAUAUGACCAGCAGUGAAAAUGAAGGCCCAGACAAUAGCAAGGCCAGAGCAGAGAGGAGGUUAAGACGUCUAAGGAAGAGAACUCUGGCCACUCAAGGCAAAGAGAAUGACAUCUCUCUUACCCCAGAGCACAAGAGAAUAACACAAGAAGAUCACAUAGAAGCAGGCAUUCCCUUGUCCCCAAGGGUGCAGCCUGUGGGUGCUAAUGCAAGUACUGACCGCUCAGCCUCUCCCGCCCUGAAGGGCGUUCAGGAUCUGGAAUCCUCCACCCCAGAGAGAGUGUUCAAAGUGGUCUUUGUAGGAGACUCAGGAGUGGGCAAGAGCAGCUUUAUACAUCGCUUCUGUAACAACAAUUUUAAGGCAACAUUCAGUGCAACAAUAGGUGUUGAUUUCCAGGUGAGGAACCUGGUGGUGGAGGGUCAAGUGGUGGCUCUGCAGCUCUGGGACACAGCAGGGCAGGAGAGAUUCAGGGGGAUUACAAAACAGUACUUCAGGAAGGCAGACGGUGUGUUAAUCAUGUACGAUGUCACAUCAGAGACGUCAUUCAUGAGCGUGCGUAACUGGAUGCAGAGUGUGCACGACGGUGCUGAGGACGGAACAGUGCUGGUCAUUGUGGGCAACAAGACAGACCUCCUGGAGGAUGACACGCACUGUGUCGUGAAGAAAAAGGAUGGACUCAAACUGGCCGAUGAAUAUGGUGCUUUUUUCUAUGAGACCAGUGCUAAAUCUGGGGACAAUGUGAAAGAAACGUUGGAGGCUAUGGCUGGAAUGCUGAAAGAUAAAGAGGACCGGGAAAUUGAAAAUGCUCUCAAGUUAGAAGAUGCUCCAAAAAAGAAAGGAUGUUGCUCUUAAAAGAAAUAUUUGCAUAGGCUGUGUCUGUUAUUCCAGGUUACCCUGAUGAAGACCCUUCAGAUUUCCAGUGUAUAUUUUGACUUGUCUGUAUAUUGACGCUUGAUGAAUACAGAUGUAUUAAUAUUGUGUAAUAGCAGCAAGCUUUGUCUCUUGGGUGUAUCAAUAGCGCUAAAACAUAAAAAAAUGUAAAUGCCAAGUUUAGGCAAGCUAGCGUCAACUUCAUGUUUCUAGCUGGUGAAGGCAGAACUAAGAUCUCGUUAUUAUAAAAUUACAUUCCAGAUAUGUUAAGUGCAAUUGUUGGGUUGUUUUAGGAUGAAUAUAUACAGCAUGCAGGAUUUUUUACUAAUGUUGAAGCUUGAUGUCAUAAAUGUAAAAUAUUUUUCUUUUAUUCUUACCACUUUGUGUCUUACCUAAUGCAAAUGAGUUUAAUUGUUUUACAAGACUGAGAUGUUCUAGAUUUAUUUAAAUGUUUACUUGUACAUGACAUAUCUUAACAACAUUAUAGCAAAGUUUUAGCCCAUUCUUUUGUAUCAGUGUGCUACAAGAGCUGGCUCCUGUCUGUGUCCUGGGGAUUUUUAUCAUUUGUUUGGUAUGUGUCUUUGUUCAUAAUUUUAUGUGAUGAACGUGUAAUUUUUAAUUUGAGCAAAUGUUAAAAGUAAAAUCCUGGUAAGAGAUCUUUGCUGAGGAGUUGAGUACAUGUAGCUGUGAUUGGCAGCUACAAUCCCUGAGCUGUCGUGGAGGAUAACCUAACUCGUCCUGUCAGAGUGUUUGGGGAAUUAGGAUUAUCGUACUAGACAGUUUUAGUAUCGGUUGAUCAUGUGACUUCUGUUUUAAUUAUACAUCUACAGGUAUACACAUUUGAUGUAAUGCAGGUCAUUUGAUUCAGGUUGAAUUCAGUUGUCUAUAAAUCACAAUGUCAUCAGAUUUAUUUUAUUUUAUAUAUUUUUAUUUAUUAACCGUACACAUUUUAACAUAUUUUAUUUUUUUCGUAUCACAGUAUUAUUUUACCUUAUGUUUUAAUUGUUUCAGGUACAUGUACUUACAUCAUACCUGAUCUUAUAUUUUAUGCAUUGAUCAACACAAAGAUAUGGUCUUCUGUAAAUAGUUUUCAUCAUGUAAGGUAUCAAGUAGUUUAGGACAUUGUUUCAGUAGUUAUGGUCAUGGUGUGUUCAUAACAAAACACAUGGUGAUAUGUUUUGCGAAACUGUUGCAUUUUCAGUAGUGUACAGUUUAGACAAGGUAUUUGGUAGUAGAGAUCAUGACUUCCCUUGUGAGCUUGCUGAACAUAUGAUCUAUAGUCAACGUAUCAGCAGUGCUUGUUUAAUGCACCAGGCAGCUCAUUCAGAUUCUCUGUUGUUGUGGUUAACAUUAAUGGACAGCAAGCCCUAUUUACUAGUUAAAUCUUCUCUUACUUUUAAAAUGUCUGUAAAACGUCUACCAUCUGCUGUUAUUCACUGAGUUUUGUAUUCAGAUCAUUUUUGACCUGGUUUUAGGUAAAUAUUUUGUGAUCAAUGGUAUUUGUAUUGCGAUCUGUACAGUCAGUAAGGUUUGAAUUUAGACGAAUUAUAUUUAUUCUUUCAGCACUAAGACCCCGAUUAUUUAGAAAUCUGAUAAUAUUGACUUGUGAGUUGCUCUGGCUGCUGGAAUUUCACAUCUUCACAGUUGUCCCUAAACACCACAGGCCACUAUUUUAUGAAUGCAAGUAUCUUACAAUGAGCACACCUUCAGGAUUUACUUGAUCAUCUGUUGAUUUGUCGAUAAUAUGCAUGGAGCACAGUGGGUGUUUAGAUUUGUCAAAGACAUCCUCUAUCUAGAAGCAUAGAGGGUGCUUAGAUUUGUCAAAGACAUCCCCUUUCUAGAAGCACAGUGGUUGCUUAGAUUUGUCAAAGACAUCGUCUAGAAGCACAGUGGGUGCUUAGAUUUGUGAAAGACAUCGUCUAGAAGCACAGUGGGUGCUUAGAUUUGUGAAAGACAUCGUCUAUCUAGAAGCACAGAGGGUGCUUAGAUUUGUGAAAGACAUCCUCGUUCUAGAAGCACAGCGGAUGUUUAGAUUUGUGAAAGACACCCUCUAUCUAGAAGCACAGUGGUUGCUUAGAUUUGUGAAAGACAUCGUCUAUCUAGAAGCACAGAGGGUGCUUAGAUUUGUGAAAGACAUCCUCGUUCUAGAAGCACAGCGGAUGCUUAGAUUUGUGAAAGACAUCCUCUAUCUAGAAGCACAGUGGAUGCUUAGAUUUGUGAAAGACAUCCUCUAUCUAGAAGCACAGAGGAUGCUUACAUCUUGUGAAAGACAUCCUCUAUCUAGAAGCACAGUGGAUGCUUACAUUUUGUGAAAGACAUCCUCUAUCUAGAAGCAUUGUGGGUGCUUAGAUUUGUGAAAGACAUCCUUUAUCCAGAAGCACUGUGGAUGCUUGGGCUUGUGAAAGAUGUCUUCAGUUUUCAAGCUGACUGGCCCAUUAGUCCCCUGUCAUAGCUAGCUACCUUAAUCAUUUUGUGUAUAAAAAAGCUUAUUAGCAUAUAUUUUGCUCUUUUUUUUACAUGGAUUGUUGUGGAUGGUUAAUUUACAAUUCCAUUGCUUUCGAGCAUUUUAUAUUCUGAACCACAAAUUCUCCAUGAAGACGGUAGAUUUGGUUGUACAUUAAACGUGAUGUUAUAAUUAGCAUAGAUAUAUGCACCAGAGGUCUCCUUACAUACAACUCACACAGCAAAUCUUUUCUUCUCAAUGUUCAGUUUUUCUCUUUAUGUUUUGAAGGAAGGUUUUAACACUCUUUAGGACUAAUUAUUUCAUUUGCUUUGUUGACUUGUGGUAUACCGCCCUAAUGUUACUGCUAGUCCUGUAUGCCAACAGAUCGUAGACAUUUAGCUACAGGUAACCUAUAUGUAUCCGUGCAAAAGGCGUUCCUUCCCAAAAUGCUUUAUUGUUGUGGUGACAUUAAGAUAAAUGUUAGAGGAGUACAGGAAACUCCAAGGGCUCUGAGUUUUUACAGAAAGAAUACUAUGUGGCCAUUCCACAUGCUUGCUUUAAACUGUUCAUAGAUUAAUUGCUAGCCUGUUUUGGGGAAGGAUGAAAUCCCUUGAUGUGUGUUCCCUGUAUGUUUUACAUUUAGCCUUGGUUUACGGUAAGCUUCCAUCCCACAUAAAACCAACUUGUUCACUUAUUUUUAGAGCAGCUACACAGAAGCCUUGUUGUCAGCUUGUCUGGUCCGGUUAGUCAAGUUUAUAUUGUCUUCCGUCUGCUGACAUAACAGACAUAUCAUUACAUGUAUAUUUAGACAAAGUUCUGCUUAUCUGUGAUUCAGACAAUAAGGUGAU